AUGGCGAUCAACGACGACAGGAAGCGGCCUGCCGCUCUCAACCUUCAACCCGUGCGGUCGUCAUCCACGGAUUCUUCCUCCUCCACGUCAUCAAUAGGCAAGCCGCCAAGGACGCCACGAUUUGCCGAGGCGACCAGCAUCCACUCUCCCGUCGAGUCGACAGGCAACGGGUUUGGAGACAGGAAUGUGGUCCCCCAGUCACAGCCGGGCGAUAUUGGGUUUGGGUACAUCAGCAACAACAGGGAAUCCGCAGCCGUACCGAUGAGCCCAAGGUCACCGCUCAAGAGUGCCAUGAAGGCACCCGGAACUCCAGGCCGGGGUCUGAACCCCCUCAGCCCUACCUUUAGGGAAGAGCAGAUGCUGGAGAAGAGGGAGGAGUCGACGGAGAAGGAGCAAGCCAAGGACCUUAAAAUCAAGACCCGCGUACGGCUUGCAAAGGUGGCACUGCGGAGCGUCAACUUCAGCUGCAGUCUGAUUGUGAUGGCCAUGCUCGGAACCUCAUUCGCCAUCUUCAACGCCACCAAGGCGCUCCCAGCCCAGAACAACCUACCAGCCUGGGCAACGGGCACCAGCAUCUGGCCGCAAUGCCUCGUACUCGCAGCAUCGUGCUUGUCUCUGCUUAUCUGCAUCCUCGUCUUUGUUGGAUACUGCCGUGGUGGCCACAGGAGGGCCGAGAAGGUCGGGGUCUACUACACGCUCUUCGCCGUUGGUUGGUUCAUCGUGAGCAUGAUCAUGUGGGUCCUCGCCAUUGCCGUCCUGCAGAACUCGAGGAACAACAGCAACAACAAGGACAUGUGGGGAUGGUCGUGCGUCAAGAACACCCGGUCGCAGCUUUUCUCCAACCAGGUCGACUACGCGCUCGUUUGCAGGCUUCAGAACUGGUCUCUCAUCUGCAUGAUCAUCGAAGUCGUCAUCGAGGUCAUCUCCAUCACCCUGUACUCGGUCGUCUUCUACCGUUACCACACCAAGAGAAAGCUCAUGAAGUCCAUGGACAUGCGCGACAAGGCCCGCUCCGACCUCUACCUCGCACAGCUCCGGUCCCAGUCCGCCCCCAACACCCCGGGCUUCGGACCCAAGUCUCCCGGCUUCGCCUCCGUUUACGGGCCCAAGUCACCGGGCAUGUACUCCCAGCACACCAUGUCCCCACGCCUCCCACCCUCGGCCGCCUUCCGCUCCCUUGGCGACAUCGAGGAGGGGAACCCAUUCACACCCGGCGGAAAGCACAUCCCCGAGCCGGCAAGCACAUUCGCCCCGCAGGCCGACAAGCCCUUCAAGCUCCAGGCACCUCCUGUGAAGGCACCCAGUGCCACCCCCAAGACCAGUGCUAAGGAGUCAUUCUCGCCGGUUGAGGGCCCCAGCCCCACCUCAUGGCCAAGCUCGUCGACACCGCCACCGAAUGUACCCUCGAUCACCGUCAACGAGCACGGCCAUGGGCCUGCGUCGGCGGACGAGCCCGUGUAUGAGAGCGUGCCGAUUCCCGGUGCGUAUGCCGGCCAGGCCGUCAAGAGCCCACCACCGGUUCAGACGACAUUCAACCUGAGGUAA
Messenger RNA from Diaporthe citri, 1545 nucleotides. RefSeq lists its product as uncharacterized. The record is from RefSeq and is a predicted model, not a curated record. Lineage: Eukaryota; Fungi; Ascomycota; Sordariomycetes; Diaporthales; Diaporthaceae. The transcript has 3 exons. The coding region runs from base 1 to 1545 and encodes 514 amino acids.